CGCAGAGGCAGAAAAGAGCGGGAAAGGCUCUGUGGGGAAGUGCGCGGAACCCAGAGCCUCCGGAACCUGGUGCCGCUCGCAUUGGCCCAGGAUCCUGUGGCAGCCAGCUGUUCUCAGCCACGACAGCUGUCUGAGCCCUCGAGGCCCCAUUCGCAAAGCCGUGAUGCCUCAGAAGAGGCGCAGGAUGAGGGCGACCGCGAGUGCUGAGAAGCCUGAGAGAGGAGAAGCUUGCCAUACUGAUGCGGGAGAGAAAACUAGGCCUCACCACCGAGAAGAUGAAGACAAAGCUCGUCCUACUCCUAAAAGCAGACGGAGGUCUCGCCGUAGUGAAGGAGGUGAGAGACCCCUUAGAACUGAGGGAGAAGAAAGAGGCCAGAGCAGUGGUCAAGCUGAGGGAGGUGAGAGGCCCAUUGAAGCUGAGGAGAGUGAGAGGCCUGUUCAAGCCAAGCAAAGAAAAAAGCCUGCUAAAGCUGAGGGGAUCGACCGGCCUGUUAGAUCCCAGGGAAAAGAAAGAGCUGUUCCAGUAGAGGGAAGAGAUACAUAUGCCCAAGCUGAGGGAAGCGAGAGGCCUGCUCGAACCAAGAAAAAAGAAAAGCCUGCUAAAGUUGAAGAAAUAGAGAAGCCUGGUGAAGGUGACGUAACCGAGAGGCCCGUUGGGGUGGAGAAGCCUAGUCGUAGUAGGAAAUCAGCCCCUGUUGGGAGGCCAGAGAGAGGUGGAAAGCCUGCUGAAGCUGAGAAGUCUGACGAACGUGAGAAACCUGCUGGGGCCGAGAAAAAGCCUAAACGCGCUUAUGAGAGGCAUAGGUUCUACAUAGGAGACAUCCCCCCUCCUGUUCUGUCUCGCAGGCGGCUUGGCUUCUUUGCAGCUGAACCAGACAGCACCGACAGUAGUGAUGAAGGGGAGCCAUCCAAUGUGGCCAGAGAAGAGCCAAUCCAUCAGUUUAGAUCAGUGAAAACAGCUCUCUUUCUACUCCUGAGCAUUCUCUUGAUCCUCUCCCUUAUAUUCUUUAUAUAUUGGACUUUUCCUGAACUUACUGAGGAAGAAAAAGCAACAUUGAAGGUUCCCAGAAAUAUGGAGGAAGCCAAGGCCUUAGGACAACUUCUGUUGAAAUACAAGGACAACUUUUUCCUGUGUAAGAAACGUCUGACGUAGUUGCGGUGAUGCGGUGAUGCGGUGGUGCAGCUGAGGACAGCGGAGGUUUCCUGGCAUCUGGUACCACGAACAAGGCGUUUGGAUUCCUUUUUCAGCGACGGAGAACGAUGAAUUUUCGGGAUGGGGAAGAGGGGUGUUUGAAGAAACAGUUUCAAAAGAAGUAAAGUGCCUGGUGGAAAAAAAUUUGGAAAACAGAGGGUUGGUUUUUAUUGACUUUUAACACUAAUUUUAGUGUUAAAAAAGUUAAUAACUCUCCCUCCUCAAAGUACCCUGCAUUCAUUUAUUCCACCAGUAAAAUAAGAGCUGAUUCGUUAUAGAAAUUUGGUUUGUUUGGGGUAUUUAUCUUUUUAUCCCCAGAACCUAACAGCACAAUUUCUGCUGCAUAGUUAAUGGUUAAUAAAAGUUCAUUUGCAUUG
Messenger RNA from Trichosurus vulpecula (common brushtail), 1569 nucleotides. RefSeq names its product transient receptor potential protein-like. NCBI's taxonomy places the organism in Eukaryota, Metazoa, Chordata, Mammalia, Diprotodontia, Phalangeridae. The record is from RefSeq and is a predicted model, not a curated record. Bases 164 to 1153 code for a protein of 329 amino acids. The transcript is spliced from 2 exons.